Effrenium voratum is the source of this 626-nucleotide messenger RNA. NCBI's taxonomy places the organism in Eukaryota, Dinophyceae, Suessiales, Symbiodiniaceae. The record is from the annotation of a GenBank genome assembly.
AGCACUCGGCUUCCCUCCCCGCGGCGCAGAGAUUCUGUGCUUGGCCAGGUGAGCCAUGGAGUUUGGGCUCACGGAGGAACAGGUCCGCAUCUACACAGAGGCCUUCAAUGACAUGGACAAGAAUCACACCGGCGUGCUCCAGCCAACGGAGCUGGGCAUCCUGAUGCGCUCACGUGGGCACACGCUCUCGGACGAGGACAUGCGGGAUGUCGCCGCAGACAGGCACGGCACUGUCACGCUGGCAGACUUCCUUCAGAUCAUGGCCAAGCGAGAGCAGGAUGUGGUGCUGCAGCAGAAGCUCAUCGCGGCCUUUGCGGUCUUCGACAAGGACGGCAGCGGCUUCAUCAGCGUCAACGAUGAGAGCGACUUUCGGAAACAAAUGACGACGCUCGGGAACUUGCCCUACACCGACGAGAUGUUCGAGAACUUCCUGAGCGAGUAUCGAGCGGAAGCCGCGUCGCAGCAUCCAGCCGAUCAGGAUGGCUUGCUGGACUAUCAGGAGUUUGUGAAGCUGAUGCUUCGAAAGGUGGUGUGACAGCUCUGACGCCCUGUGCCGCGUGAGCGCUUGACAUGUGUCUCAGAGAUGCGACUUGAAUGACUGGGUUGUUGGAUGUUUUUUGUGUUCU